Molecule: messenger RNA, 1011 nt
Organism: Bathycoccus prasinos
Lineage: Eukaryota; Viridiplantae; Chlorophyta; Mamiellophyceae; Mamiellales; Bathycoccaceae
Product: SET and MYND domain-containing protein 5
Exons: 1
Coding region: 1-1011 (336 amino acids)
Molecular function (GO): protein binding
Source: RefSeq, a predicted model, not a curated record
AUGAUUGACGACGACGACGACGUAAACGACGACGUCGUGGUAAUGAUAAGUUGGUGCGAGAGAAAAGGCAGACGCGUGACGACGAGGAAAGAGACGAAAUCAGGGACGAUAGUUUCAGACGAAGCGCCGCUCGUUUGGCUCGCCGGUUGCGAAAAAGACGACGACGACGAUGCAGACGAGUAUUGUCACCGAUGUUUUGAGAAGAUAACGAAACCAAACGCGUCUUUGAAAUCCUCUUCUUCCUUCGUCGUCGAGUGCGAAUACUGCAACGUCGAAAAGUACUGCUCCGUCGAUUGCCGUCGAUUGGCCGCGUCUGAGUAUCACCGUAAGAGCGGCGAGUGUUUCGCCUUUGAAACUGGUAAAGACGCUGAAAAGAGCGAUCCAACGCGCUAUCCAUUCGACGACGUGCCCAAUCGGUUCGCCAUACGCGCGUAUGCAAAAUUAGGAGGUUGGACCGGUUUGGAAAAGACUCUGGAGGAGAAGAAGAAAGUUUCGGAAAAUCUGCGGAAACAUUUGAACGAGUGCGUGGCGCACGUUCCAAAUGAUUAUCAUCACGACGAUAACAAGAAGAAUUUCUUAUCGACGCUGUGUUCGAAUACGCGUGCGUUGAUGGGUGCCGACGAGGAAAUCGUAAAGGAGGAAGACUUUGUUCGAGCCGCUUGGGCGAUGCGCGCCAACGCGCACACGCUUUACGAUUAUAAUUAUGAUGAUGAUGACAACAACAACAACAACAACAACAAAAAGAAGAGAAGAAGAAAAAAGAUUGGCGUUGGUUUAUUCCCAGAGGUAUCGCGUUCGUACAAUCACAGUUGCGAGCCAAACGCGUUUUUUGAAAACGUUCGUCUUCGUCUUCGCGUUCGAUUGAUAAAAGACGUCGCGAGCGGGGAGGAGAUUACGAUAUCCUACUUGAACGACGACGAGAAGGGAGAAAAACGCCAGCACCGUCGGGAGUUGUUGAAGAAACAAUACAACUUUGAUUGCGAAUGCGCGAAAUGCGAACGCGAAAAGUAG